CCCUUGUGCAGUGUAGAGAAGCCUUGUGUGAUAUUCUGUCCCAGCUGCUCCCUGCCUGGAGAUCUUAUCCUGUGCUCCUCAGCACCUCCAUCCCUUUCUUGUGUUGUAACCUGAGAAGUCUCUGCGCCCAUCUAAAGAAAGCCUCCCCAGCCCUUCUGUCUGGCUGUGCCUUUCAUCUUACCAUUUACAGGGACUGCAAACUGCACAGGCAGGCAAACUAUGCUAAGCAUGUUGCAGGCUGAAAUCCUUUGAGAAGUCUAAGAAAAAGACAAAACUUGCAGGACAUCACAUUUCUUUUCUAUACACUGUAACCUUUCUAUUAGAGUGGUUAUGAUUUUCCAGGUUCACAAUGUGUUAAUGCGGAGAAGAAGAUAAGUGGAAUUGGGAUGCACGGCGUUUGACAGCGCAGAAUAAGCACAUUUUUGGAGACGGGUGAAGGUGUCAGGUCACAGCUGUCUACUGCUUCUCUUAUGGAUCCAAGCAGGAUUUUGGUAUUGUUUUUCAUUCUGUUCUAUGGUGGAGUAUGUAUGGGAUCUACUACCCCUGGAGCGACCACAGGGACCCCCAAUUACCCAUCGGUGCAGGAGGCUACGGAAUCUAAUGUUCGGGAAUCAGGAGAGGACAUACUGGAGGAUGAGUCUGAAAACCAGGAGAACAUUCUGUCCCAGCUACUGGGUGAUUAUGACAAGGUCAAAGCCAUAUCCGAAGGAACUAACUGCAAGUGCAAAUGUGUUGUGAAGCCACUGAACAGAGACUCGUGUCAAAUAAAAAAGAACAGCCCUCCAGUGGAAGAAGAUUACUAUACUGUGGAGACUAUAACUUCUGGACCAGACUGUAAAUGUGCAUGUGUAGCACCACCGUCUGCUUUAAACCCUUGUGAGGGAGAUUUUCGCCUAAGGAAAUUACAAGAAGCAGAGAAAAAUGGUUUCAAGCUAUCAACCAUUAUAGAAAUGCUGGAAGGGGCUUUCUAUGGAUUAGAUCUACUGAAACUGCAUAGUGUGACUACAAAGAUGGUUGGCCGUAUUGAGAAACUUGAAGAGGUUAUUUCUAAAAAUAUCACAAAAAAGCAAGAAAAAAUUAAAGACACUGAGGACAAAAUUCAGACUGAGGCAAGCAAGAAAAAUGAAUAUAAUAGUACAAAAACUAGAGAUGAAGAGCUUGACAGCAUUGGAAAAAUUCUUCAAAGAGAUGCAGCUGCAGCCUACACUGAUGCACAUGAAAAGUAUGAAGAAAGGUUUCUUAGAGAUGAACAGGCAAAAGCUGAAGGUCCAAAGCCCCAUUCACCACCACCUCAGCAAGUUCGAAGGUGGCCAAUUUCUUCACGUCAAAUUAACGUAAGAUCAAAACCAGUCCAAAAGCCUGUUGUCCGAGGUGUAACAUUUUACAAGGCCAAAGAUACAGAAGAUGACAGUGACAUGGAUGAUUUGCAGGAUGAUGCAUUUAGUGGGGACAACACCAUAGACAUGCUAAUUGAAGACCAACUAAUAAAACAUGAUAUUCAGCAGCUCAGUACGACAGAAGGUCCAAUUUCAGCUAGUGAGCCAUCAACUUCAAAUGAUUUUAAAACCAAAUUGGCAACAGAACUGUAUGAUGUAUCAAGUAUAGGAAUCCUCUCCACAUUAUCUUCCUUGAGGAAGAGUUCAGAAGCCACUUUUACAACAAUGGAAUUAACAGAGCAAGCCACCACAGUUCAAUACACAACCAACCAGGUUAAGGAUGACCAAAUUCCAACGACUAUGGAGGCUACAACAACUUCACAGACUACAGAAAGCACUAUCAGUCCAACAGUAGUCAUAAAACCGAUCCAGGCAUCAACACUUGAUAUCAGCACAGUGGCACCAUUACAACCUACUUUAGCAGCAUCCAAAUCAAGGAAAACUACUAUUACUAAGCAGAACACUGUUGAUAGUAAAGAAGAGGAAGAUGAUCUUGUGAAAGUUAUUGGACGAUGCAAAGACACUUUAUCUACAAUUUCUGGGCCUACAACUCAAAACACCUACGGACGUAAUGAAGGAGCCUGGAUGAAAGAUCCUCUAGCAAAAGAUGAGAAAAUUUAUAUAACAAAUUACUAUUAUGGAAACACGUUAGUGGAAUUUCGGAAUCUGGACAACUUUAAACAAGGUCGUUGGAGCAACUCCUACAAGCUUCCCUACAGCUGGAUUGGCACUGGCCAUGUUGUGUAUAAUGGAUCUUUCUAUUAUAACAGGGCUUUUACUCGUAAUAUCAUAAAAUAUGACCUAAAGCAUCGAUAUGUGGCAGCCUGGGCCAUGCUCCAUGACGUAGUUUAUGAGGAAGCUACCCCUUGGAGGUGGAGAGGUCACUCUGACAUAGAUUUUGCCAUAGAUGAGAAUGGAUUGUGGGUUAUCUAUCCAGCAUUUGAUGAUGAAGGUUUUCAACAGGAAGUUAUUGUCCUCAGCAAGUUAAAUUCAGUGGACCUUACCACUCAGAAAGAGACAACAUGGAGGACUGGGCUAAGAAAAGACUUCUAUGGCAACUGUUUUGUAAUCUGUGGGGUGUUGUACGCAGUGGACAACUACAACAAAAAAACUGCCAAUAUAUCUUAUGCUUUUGACACACAUACAAACACCCAGAUUGUUCCAAGACUGCUGUUUGAAAAUGAAUACGCUUAUACCACACAAAUCGAUUACAAUCCAAAAGAUCGGUUGUUAUAUGCCUGGGAUAAUGGACAUCAAGUUACUUAUAAUGUGAUAUUUGCAUACUAAAAUCACCUUGAAACUUUGCCAUUGAAAAAGGGGCAUUUCUGAAUUCUUGAAAUACUAAGUCAGAGUUUUUUAUUUUAACCUGGGCAUCUGAAGACCAAAAAUGUUAUUUUUCUAUAUACCUUAUAUAAUUUAGCAGCCAAUUAAAUAAUACGCAUUUUCAUCUGUAAGGUUGAUAGAAUCAACUUUAAUUACUAUACAACAAAUAUAAAAACAAUUUUUAAAAUCCAAUUAAUAUUCACACAAAUAUUUUAUUUUAUGCAACACGUACAAACAAUAUUUUCAAUAUGAAAUAUUUCUUUUAAUAUUAUUGUAUUUUCACUCACAGUUUUAUUAUUAAUAGAUACUGUACACAGUUUAUAACUUAAAUAUGGAGAAAAUAUGAUUUUUCCAUUGGUAUUUGAAACGUUUCUUUAUGGCAAGAUUGGUUAAAUUGGAACUCCAAGCAAAUUUUUUCUAGAAUUGAAUACAGUUGGGAGGGAUUACAUCCAGGGUCAAGUUUUAUUGCUUUAUAGAUAUAACAGACAAUUUGUAUGGGUGUUCUAAAUAGCAUUCAUCCCUCAUUUAUUACAAACUAUAGAAGAGAAAAUUGUCAUCAUUUUUUUUUUUUUUGCAGGAUUCCCUGUCUACAGUCUACUAUCUACAGUAUGUACCUGUGCCACAUUCUUUCAUGACACUGGUACAUAAAUGAUAUCUUAAUGAUAUGAGAUGGUGGGCGCCCAAUAUUGGUAUAUUUCAUUAAAAAUAUUAAAUGUAAAUUAAUAAAAAAUACUGGUAUAUGCUGAGAGAAGACCCUCAAGUAAAUAAUUUUUUUUAACCCAAACCUAAAUAAAACAUAGUAAUAGUAGUAUAAGUAGGUCAGUAGUCACCUAAAAAAUAGAAACAGAAACCAAAAUAUAGUAAAAGGGACAAACAAAUGUGGCAACUUUUAGGUAUUACAAAUAUAUUUGGGAUAAAAAAAACAACUAUUCUUUGUAAAUGCAAAACAAUAAAAUCCAUGAUUUUUUGUAAAUUGCUAAACCAAAGGAGUUAUUUACGAAUUAUAUUGUGAUCAUAUUUAAAUUAUAUUGUGAAGGCAGUGCUACUAUGUAGGGAAGACGAAACGUAAUCUGUAGUCUGUAGUAUAGGAUAUAUGAUCGCACCUACACCAUGAAGAUGGGUGACUUGAAUAGUCCAAUAGGGAUGCAUACGGCCAUGCACCAUGAAAGCAAAAACAUUCAAGUCAAAAUUGUAGCUCUACAUUGGGUAUACCCCAAUCCCAGAGAGGGAGACUUAGACGGCCAUCUGUUAAGACAGUUGAGACACGGUAGAUUAAUUCACUUUGGGGACAUUUUUGGCCUGGGUUGAAUAAAAACUCAGAAAUCCGCUUCACACAAUCUCUUUAGAUGUAAAAAAAAAAAUGUUAUAUGUGCCUAAUACUAUUAGAGAACUAUGCAUUAUUAUGUAUUUUAUUUGCUGUCAAAUUGAAUUGCCGUCUCUGUCCCCAUUUUGACUUUCUUUCUUUCCCCAUGACCAUUAUCAUUGUGACAACAUUUUAAGGAUCAUCUAAAAUUUCAUAGGAGGACAUCUGUUCUGUCAAAGGUGUAUUUACUUCAUACCCUGUUUAGUCGCUGGGACAAGAAGUGAGAGUCAAUAUCUCAACUUUCCCAGCAGGAAGCAGUAAAAGCCCCACAGGCUUUCAAAACCUCCCCACGCUAUCCAAAACUGGAAAAUAAUGUUCGUCUUGAGUUUCACUUAUAGCUGUGUAUUGUUCUACCCCAUAGCAAAAACCUAAUGUUAUUCACAAUCAUGAAAGGAUAAAUUAGUAAUAUUUUGAUUUAGGGAUUAGAACCAAAUGCAUUUAGCCACAAAGGAAUUGUUAGCAUACAGCUAUUUGCCAUAGCUCUAUGCAGUAUUUAGUUUUGUCUUCCCUUUCGGGAGCUUUGGAGAGGGUACAAUUGGCUGAACUGAGUUAACUGUGUAAGUAUGUAAGUUAUAGGCACUGUAAAGUAAUGAAUUUCUUAUUAAGUGUGGAGAUCUGUGGCUUGAUUGUCAAGGGCACCAGCUUUGUAAUAUCUAUCCAUAACUUUCAACCCCUAUUAUUUUUUUAUUUUGCCAUGAACACAAAUUAGGUAGCAAUAAUGUGGUCAUUCUAUUUUCUUCAAAAUCAUUUUAACUUGGGGACGAUCUGCCUAUGGCAAGAUUUCAGUUUUAGAUAAUUAAUAUAAUUGUGCAAUAUAACCUUAAAGUAGCAUAUUGUUUUACCUGGCCCAGUGUACAUUCACGUGAAAAGGUGGUAUUAAGAACUGAUUUGUUCUGGAGCAGUGGAGAUGAACCUGCUCAUUAAAUCAUGCUAUGUUGAUCAUGAGUCAACACAUAGCAUUUGCCAUUAAAAUGUCCUUGUUUUUUUGUUUUUUAAGCAUUUCCUGGGAGAAACAUAGAGACGGUGUUUGCCUUUUAUGCUAGCGAUUUGGCUGCCAUGUUGAGUCUCAAGCAUCAAUAUUUGAAUUUAUUGAUUUAGAACAUGUAUGGAUAAGGACUGUAUUGUUGAUUUUUCUUUACAAGUAUUGCUUUACACUGACUUUCCUGAUAUUCAUGUUUGUAUCAGAUCUGUAUUAAAGCCAGUAGGUCAGCAUAAUAGCCAA
Rana temporaria (common frog) is the source of this 5344-nucleotide messenger RNA. It is a transcript of the gene OLFML2B, whose product is annotated as olfactomedin like 2B. Bases 471 to 2723 code for a protein of 750 amino acids. The transcript has 8 exons. Gene Ontology annotation, biological process: signal transduction. NCBI's taxonomy places the organism in Eukaryota, Metazoa, Chordata, Amphibia, Anura, Ranidae. The record is from RefSeq and is a predicted model, not a curated record.